CGGCGGCGGUGGUCUGGGAGAAAGAAACCUGGCGGCGGGGAGAGAGUCCUGCCGGGAGGCACGAGUGGGGAGCUAGCUGCCCCGCCUCCCCGCACCUGCCUUAGCGGGGAAGGGAGCGGCGGGGAGCGUCCGGGAGCCGGGGAAGGAGCCAACCUGCGGAGAUGGAGGCGGCCGGCACCUGGGCGCUGCUGCUGCUGCUGCUGCUGCUGCUGCUGCUGCUGCUGCCGCUGGCGCUGCCCGCGACCCGGACCCGAGGUCGCCUGCCCCCCGGCCCCGCGCCGCUGCCGCUGCUGGGGAACCUCCUGCAGCUCCGGCCUGGGGCGCUGUACGUGGGGCUCUUGCGGCUGAGUAAGAAGUACGGACCGGUGUUCACCGUGCACCUGGGACCCUGGCGGCGCGUGGUGGUCCUGGUUGGGCACGAGGCUGUGCAGGAGGCCCUGGGAGGUCAGGCGGAGGAGUUCAGUGGGCGGGGGAUGUUGGCAACCCUGGACCCCACCUUUGACGGCCAUGGGGUUCUCUUCUCCAAUGGGGAGCGGUGGAGGCAGCUGAGGAGAUUCACCCUGCUUGCUCUGCGGGACCUGGGCAUGGGGAAGCGAGAAGGCGAGGAGCUGAUCCGGGCUGAGGCCCGGUGUGUGGUGGAGGCCUUCCAGGCAACAGCAGGACAGCCAUUUGACCCCUCCCUGCUGCUGGCCCAGGCCACCUCCAACAUUGUCUGCUCCCUCACUGUGGGCCGCCGAUUCCCCUACGAGGAUAAGGAGUUCCAGGCUGUGGUCCAGGCUGCUGGAGGCAUCCUGCUGGGGAUCAGCUCCCCUUGGGGCCAGACCUAUGAGAUGUUCUCCUGGCUCCUGCAGCGCCUCCCAGGCUCCCAGACCCAGCUCCUCGGCCAUGUGGGCACCCUGGCCGCCUUCGCCGUUGAGCAGGUGCAGCGGCACCAGGGGAGCCUGGACCCCUCGGGCCCUGCACGCGACGUUGUGGAUGCCUUCCUGCUGAAGAUGGCAAAGGAGGAACGUGAUCCAAACACAGAAUUCACUGACAAGAACAUGUUGAUGACCGUAAUCUAUCUGCUGUUCGCGGGGACGGUGACCAUCAGCACCACGGUCCGCUACACCCUCCUGCUCCUGCUGAAAUACCCUCAGGUCCAAGAGCGCGUGCACGAGGAACUGACAAGGGAGCUGGGUGCUGGCCGGGCGCCAGGCCUGGGGGACCGAGCUCGCCUCCCAUACACGGACGCGGUUCUGCAUGAGGCGCAGCGGCUGCUGGCACUGGUGCCCAUGGGGAUACCCCGAGCCCUCACGAGGACCACCUCCUUCCGAGGGUACACCCUGCCCCAGGGCACUGAGGUCUUCCCACUCCUGGGCUCUGUCCUGCAUGACCCCGAAGUCUUCACGCAGCCAGAGGAGUUCAACCCAGGCCGAUUUCUGGAUGCAGAUGGAAGGUUCAAGAAGCAGGAGGCAUUCCUGCCCUUCUCCUUAGGGAAGCGCGUCUGCCCUGGGGAGGGCCUGGUUCGAGCAGAGCUGUUCCUUCUCGUCACCGCCAUCCUGCAGGCCUUCUCCCUGGAGAGCCCGUGCCCAGUGGGCGCCCUGAGUCUCCAGCCAGCUGUCAGUGGCCUGUUCAACGUCCCUCCAGCCUUCCAGCUGCAAGUUCGGCCCCGCUGACCUCCAUCCCACCCCAUCGUGUGGAACAAAUGAAGGAGAGGGUAUGGGGAGGUAGCAGCCUCGACCUUGGGCCUGGACGUGACUGUGUCCAGAGCCUUGUCUACACCACGGGAACCCACACUCACACACCUGGAGUUGUUUUUUGAGAGUCAGUCACACAGAUACGCGUCCACAGGGCCACACUCACUGAACCGCACACCCAGACACAACCACGAGGCCACUCAGCCACACAAGCUUUCUAUAGACCUAAACUCAGUCUUUCUGGAGUCAUAGCCACAUGCCCAGAUAACCCACCAGCGUGCAUACAACGUAAGUCCCCUGGACUCACAGCCCAUGUGUGGGCGUUCAGCUGCCACCAAAACCGCCACCGUGUUCUCGGCCCACAGGCCCUCUUCACUCCUCACACUUAACAGGUCCACCGUCUGUAGGAGCCUGGAGCAGGGAGUAUGCACCUUCCUGGGUCAUGUCACCUCGCAGAGAGACUGUCCUCAGCCCUCCAGCGACCACACCUUAUGCAGGCACGUGACUCACCAGCCACGCGCUCCCAACCACUGGGCAACACAGCCAGCUCAUACCUGGCCUCGUCCUGACCCCCAGAUAUCUUCCUGCUGAGAGAGUCACCCCCUGGCCUUCGCACCUUCAGCCUUCAAGGACCCUUUCCAAGCACCCUGGUCCCCAAAUUCUCCCAAAUACGAACCUACCCCCAUUGUGCCGUUAAGCACACAGAGCUGGAACCAAGUAAACUAGGACGCAUGGGGACCCUCGGACCAGAUUGUCUAACCAUGUUGAAAGGCUCUCCUCAACACACACUGACCCACCGUCCCUACUCCAAGUCCCAUGUAGAAACGGGGGAAGGGGCUAGAGGAACAAGUGGGGGACAGAUUCCAACUCCCAGUGUCAGGGAAGAGACCAGAUCUGCUGGCCUUGUGACUCGAAGGUCCCUGUUUUGUAAUAAAAGUUUGUUUCUGGCCUGUGGGCCAGCCCCGUG
This is a messenger RNA of Eptesicus fuscus (big brown bat), 2643 nucleotides long. RefSeq names its product cytochrome P450 2S1. Gene Ontology annotation, molecular function: oxidoreductase activity, acting on paired donors, with incorporation or reduction of molecular oxygen, reduced flavin or flavoprotein as one donor, and incorporation of one atom of oxygen; heme binding; iron ion binding. The record is from RefSeq and is a predicted model, not a curated record. Gene Ontology annotation, biological process: xenobiotic metabolic process. Gene Ontology annotation, cellular component: intracellular membrane-bounded organelle; cytoplasm. The transcript has 9 exons. The coding region runs from base 162 to 1655 and encodes 497 amino acids. Lineage: Eukaryota; Metazoa; Chordata; Mammalia; Chiroptera; Vespertilionidae.